This is a messenger RNA of Zygosaccharomyces rouxii, 687 nucleotides long. It is a transcript of the gene CCW12, whose product is annotated as Ccw12p. The transcript has a single exon. The record is from RefSeq and is a predicted model, not a curated record. The coding region runs from base 1 to 687 and encodes 228 amino acids. NCBI's taxonomy places the organism in Eukaryota, Fungi, Ascomycota, Saccharomycetes, Saccharomycetales, Saccharomycetaceae.
AUGCAAUUCUCCAAGAUCGCUACCGUCGCUGCUGCCGCUGCCGUCGCUUCCGCUAACAACGUUACCACUGAAACUGUUAAGCACCAAUCCACCACUCUAGUUACCAUCACUUCUUGUGAAAACCACGUGUGCUCUGAAUCCGUUUCUCAAGCUCAAGUUUCUACUGCUACCGUUACCGAAAACGAUGUUGUUUCUGAAAUCACCACCUGGUGUCCAUUGAGCACUGCUCCAGUUACUUCUACCGCUAACGCUACUUCUGAAGCUCCAUCUGCUCCAGUUACCGCUGCUCCAGUUACUUCUGUUGCUGCUUCCAACGGUACUGCUCCAGCUCCAGUCACCUCCACCAAGCCAGGUGUUUCUUACACCACUGUCGAGAGCGUUGUUGGUACUGAAACCAUCACCUACACCGUCCCAUGCUCUGAGACCGAAGCUUCUGCUACCUCUGCUCCAGCUACCUCUGCUCCAGCUUCUUCCGCUCCAGUUUCCUCUGAAGCUUCCAAGUCUGCUGCUCCAGCUUCCCCAUCUCCAAAGGGUUCCGCUGCUCCAGCUUCUUCCGCUUCUAGCUCCACCAAGAGUGCUGAAGCUUCUUCCACCAAGAGUGUCCCAGCUUCUUACACCGGUGCUGCUGACAGAGUCUUGCCAGCUGCUGGUGCUCUAUUCGCUGGUGCCGCUGCUCUAUUGUUGUAA